AAUAUGCUUUGGUUUCACGUUUCCCUGCUGCUUCAGGCUACUUUCCUCUGUACAGUUUCCUCAGAGAAGAUUCUGGCAUGGCCAGCUGAUGCAAGUCAUUGGUUGAACUUAAAACUAAUCCUUGAGGAGGUUGCAAGUAGAGGUCAUGAAGUUACUGCCCUUAUUCAUUCAGCCAAUAUGCAAAUGGACAACUUCAAAUCUUCACCGGUAAAAAUGGAAAUUUUUCCUGUUCCAUUCACAAAAGAGAGGAAUUUAAAUAUUCUGAAUGAAUUUAUUCAACUGUGGGUGUAUGAUACACCUUAUAUCUCCUAUUGGGAGUUCUAUGUACGUACAAAAGAACUACUGAAAGAUGCAGUGGAACUUCAAAUGUACACUUGUGAUGGUGUAGUGAAGAAUAAAGACCUACUGUACAAACUACAGAAUGAAAAAUUUGAUGUCGUUGUUGCUGACCCACUAGUUCCUUGUGGUGAGCUUAUAGCUGAGAUUCUUGGUGUGCCUUUUGUUUACACAUUCAGGUUUUCCAUGGGUAACUCAGUGGAAAGACUCUGUGGCCAGCUCCCAUCUCCAUUUUCCUAUGGCACCAUGGCAGAACUUAUUGAUAGGAUGUCCUUUGGAGAAAGGCUGGUAAAUACCAUACACUACCUGUUUCAGGAUUUACUAUUUGCUUUAUUGUUUCAAUGGCACUGGGAUGAAUAUUACAGUGAGGUACUGGAUGCAAGUCAUUGGCUCAACUUACGAUUAAUCCUUGAAGAGCUUGCACAUAAAGGUCAUGAAGUUACUGCACUUGUCCAUUCAGCCAAUAUGCUAAUUGACCACAACUUACCUUCAGCUUUAAAAGCUGAAGUUUUUCCUGUUGCAUUCACAAAAGAGACGUUUCUAACACUUCAGAGGGAUUUUUUUAAUUUUUGGAUCUAUGGCGUACAUAAUAUGUCCUAUUGGGAGUUAUAUGAACAUCUGAAGGUAGCAGUAGCAAGCUCGUUGAAGCUACAAAGAGACACUUGUGAUGGUGUUCUGAAGAAUAAGGAGCUCAUGUAUAAACUUCAGAAUCAAAAAUUUGAUAUUGUUGUUGCAGAUCCUGUAGCUCCUUGUGGUGAGCUGAUAGCUGAGAGUCUUGGGGUGCCCUUUGUUUACUCUUUCAGGUUUUCAAUGGGUAACUCACUGGAAAGGCUCUGUGGGCAGCUUCCAUCCCCAUUCUCUUAUGUACCUGGUGCUAUGACUGCAUUCAGUGAUAAAAUGUCCUUUGGACAAAGGUUGGCAAAUACUGUGUUGUAUGCCUUUCAAGAUUUAAUAUUUUCUUUGGUGUUUCAAAAAAAUUGGGAUAAUUACUACAGUGAGAUACUAGGUCGUCCUGCAAAAGUUUGUGAAAUCAUGGGGAAAGCUGAAAUUUGGCUGAUUCGAACAUACUGGGAUUUUGAAUAUCCACGCCCAAUUCUACCCAACUUUAAGUUUGUUGGUGGCCUUCAUUGUGCUCCAGCAAAACCCUUACCAGAGGAAAUUGAAAAAGUGGUCGAGAGCUCAGGAGAGCAUGGCAUUGUAGUAUUUUCCAUGGGCUCUAUGAUUAAAAACUUUUCUAAUGAGAGAACUAAUAUCAUUGCUGCUGCACUGAGCCAACUGCCACAGAAGGUGCUGUGGCGAUAUAGUGGGAAGAAACCAGAUGCAUUAGGGGAAAAUACAAUAACAUAUGAUUGGAUACCACAGAAUGAUCUUCUAGGACACCCAAAAACAAAAGCUUUUAUAACUCAUGGAGGCACAAAUGGCAUAUAUGAAGCAAUUUAUCACGGAGUUCCUAUUGUCGGUAUUCCUCUGUUUGCUGAGCAGCCUGAUAACAUCGUUCAUAUGAAAUCCAAAGGCAUGGCAAUAAUGCUAGAUUUCAACAAAAUGGGAACCCAGGACUUGCUAGACGCAGUUAACACAGUAAUUAACAAUCCCACAUAUAAAGAAAAUGCCAUGAGGUUAUCACGCAUCCAUCAUGACCAACCAGUUAAGCCGCUAGACAGUGCUGUCUUUUGGAUAGAGUUUGUAAUGCGCCACAAAGGAGCCAAGCACUUAAGACCUGCCUCCCAUGAACUGACAUGGUACCAGUACCACUGCUUGGAUGUUAUAGGUUUCAUGUUUGUUUGCCUGUUUCUGUUUUUUUACAUCACUAUUACAUUCCUUACAUUUUGCUACAAAAAAUGCUGUAGGACCACAAAGGAGAAGAACCAAUAAGGAAAAUAAAAUAUCAGUCUUCAGUGCAGGAUACUGAUAGCAAUUUUAGUAGCUAUUCUAUGUUAUGUUUGCACUGAUCCCAUGAAAGAUACUCAUGGAAUGUUGCUUUCUCUGUAAUUUCUGCAAAAACUUACAGGCCGUCACUCAAAUUUGGGCCUAAAAUGUCUUUAUUGCAGUUUAGGAUUUUAAUAAAUAUUGAGUAGGACAAAAUGAGGACACUAUGAGAAGUCUUUUUUUACAGGCCGACAUUUUUAAAAAUGUUUAGACACAUGAGCUUCAGCUACACAUUUACAGAUUUUGUGUCUAUUGAUUACAGUGCAGGCCACAAAUGGAACUUGGGUGGUCGUACAAACUCUUAUACAGAUUUACACUUAGGGGGAGAUUUACUAAUCCACGAAUCCGAAUCGCGAAAGGGAAAAAAUCGGAUU
This is a messenger RNA of Xenopus tropicalis (tropical clawed frog), 2636 nucleotides long. It is a transcript of the gene ugt2a1, whose product is annotated as UDP glucuronosyltransferase 2 family, polypeptide A1, complex locus. The record is from RefSeq and is a predicted model, not a curated record. NCBI's taxonomy places the organism in Eukaryota, Metazoa, Chordata, Amphibia, Anura, Pipidae. Gene Ontology annotation, cellular component: membrane. Gene Ontology annotation, molecular function: glucuronosyltransferase activity; UDP-glycosyltransferase activity.